Panicum virgatum (switchgrass) is the source of this 1137-nucleotide messenger RNA. RefSeq lists its product as uncharacterized. The transcript has a single exon. Lineage: Eukaryota; Viridiplantae; Streptophyta; Magnoliopsida; Poales; Poaceae. Bases 235 to 696 code for a protein of 153 amino acids. The record is from RefSeq and is a predicted model, not a curated record.
ACGCACGCCAUCGCCGCCUCCUCGUCCUCCUCCUCCUCCUCCUCCUCUCUCUCUCUCUCUCUCUCUCCUCCACCAACCAAUAGAGACCGGCUCUAAAUACCAGUCCAUCCGGCAGGUUUGUUUAGGCAGCCGCAGCCGGCGUUGCUCCUGUCCGGAGCGCUAAGGACUCCCGAGAAGCAGAAGCUUCUAUCGGCGGCGGGGCUCGUGGUCGAUCGAGCGGGCAGGCGCGGGCGCAUGCGCGAGUACGGGCGCGGGCACGAGGAGGAGGAGGGGGAGGAGCAUGAGCCCCAGCCGGGGUGCGGGGAGGGGGCGGGGCAGGCGGCGGCCAACUGCGCGGCGGUGUGCUGCUGCUGCCCGCUGGCGCUGCUCGACGUGCUGCUGCUCGUCACCGUCAAGCUCCCAGCGGGCGUCAUGCGGCGGGUGAGGAGGAGGAGGCGCCACCGCGACCGCGUCAGCCGCAAGAAGCGGUCGGCGGCGGCGGCGGCGGUUGAGCCCGCGUCGCCGUCGGGGAGCAGUGGCAAGGCGAUGAUCGGCGCGGCCCCGUCGCCGCUGGAGGCCGAGGAAGAGGAGGCGCGCGGCGAGGCGGCGGCGGCGGAACUGGAGCGCGAGAUCAUGAGCUCCCGGUUCUACGGCGCCGGCUUCUGGCGCAGCGUCUCCUCCGGCUGUAGCUCCUCCACUUCCAUGCGCUACCAAUAGCCAGCCAGCGCGCCCCUCUCCUCCUCGCGAUUUUGUUGCGCACAUAGCGAGUCGACAAGCACGCCAAAUCGCCAACAACAACUUGAUCAGUUCUUGAGGCUUUGGGGGCGUUCGUUAUUGGGGUGCCAGUCAGAGCCCUACUAUUUGGCCGUGCACUUGGUCUUGAUCGACACGUGCGAAUCCGUUCCGUGUGGAUUAGACUGUUGGAUUCGUACGCCAUUGUUUUGGGCUAGCUUGCUUGGACCACACCGGCAGCGGCAGCAUGCGAUAGGGGGCGACCAAACCGGGUGGUUCUGGUCCCACAUGUAAGUCACUGCUUAGAUCUUCCCGUUUUCUUUGUUCCUGUGAGAACCAGCAAAUGCUGGAACCUGAAACUGAUUUUUGCACAACUUGUCGUUAUUGAUUGUGAGGCCAUUCAAUAGGAAGUUCGUUUGCACAUCA